Molecule: messenger RNA, 5055 nt
Organism: Schistosoma curassoni
Lineage: Eukaryota; Metazoa; Platyhelminthes; Trematoda; Strigeidida; Schistosomatidae
Source: the annotation of a GenBank genome assembly
GCGGUGUUUGAAUGGGUUGGGGGUAAUGCAUUUGAAAAAAUACACCUUGUUUUGGGAUAUGGCACUUUGACAACUUUCCCCCUGCUCUUUCCAUGGAUGCCCUAGGUGCAUUGGAAAGAAAGGUGAUAUAUACAGAAGCGUCCAGUAUUUAUGAAGCUAUACGACUCAAUCAAAAGGUAUUCGCGAUUACUUAUUUAUUAGUGUAGGUUAUCUUACUGGAUUCGCGUUCGUUUAUGGUAUAUAAUACCAGUCACAUACAUACUGCUAUAAAUAUAGGUGGUAACAGGGCAUUUCAGAGAAAGUUUUCUCAAAAUCAGGUUGGUAGUUUACGUAUAUCCAGACAUCUUCGAAUAAAGGUCCCGUUAGAUUUACUUUUAUGUAAACUGACAAACUUGGAAAACCCUACAGAGUUGAGAAAGUUACCAAUUGUUGUCUACGAUGAGUUUAUCGAUUCUGUAUUGAACCUAAUACCUGGAUGCUUCUUGUUUUCUUUAUUGACGCAAUUGACUCUAAAAUUUCCAGUCGUCUUUCUCCUCAAAGGAGGAUUUUUGGGGUUUCAAGCAUCAUUUCCAGAAUUAUGCUGGAUUAAUACAGAAAAAGUUGCGGGUGAAGAUUUUGCCGAAUAUCACCAGUGUGACUGCCGAUUAGAACAAAUACUAGAUGCCUGCUUAGGUUAUUCAUCUUCUAGUGACUUUUCUAAAAUCUCGGCAUCCGAAUAUGACAUUUUAUCUGCAUCGGCUACGUCCACUCAUCCAACUUCUAUUUCAUCAAUAUCUUCAAUUUCAUCGAAGUCUACUCCAUCUUCUUUCCAAAUUCCAUCGAAGGAACAGUUUUCAGGUGGGAUUUCCAGAACAUUAAGGUAUAACCUCUGUUUUGUACCUCCAUUUGUUUCUAGAUCAGUAAAUUUUUACUGUGUUGAAAAUUUCGUUCAACCAUUAAUUUCGAUUAACGAUCUCAUUAUAAACAAUAAUGUGGAUCUUUUUAUUUGUUUAUAAAAGCAUUUCAGGCCUUAUUAAACAGACCAAAAUGUCGGCCAUUUGUAUGCUCUUAAUAAUACAGAUCUUCAUUCUCUUUCACUGGAAAUUAUGCAACAUUUGUCUUUUUUUCCAUGCAAUCUCUUAUUUUUGAUAACCAUGUCAAUUUCUUGUCAACCCAACCAUUUAUUUUACGAAAAAUUUAGUUGGAGUAUAAUAUUUCAGCUUCUCAAGACUUAUUAAUGACACAACAGUUAGUGUUUCAUCUAUUAUUUUAGUUUGGGCCGGAAUCACGUAAUCGAUUGCAUCAAACUAGAUCACCAAAUUAUUGGUUGGGUGUAAGAGAUUAGAUUAAGUGGCGUAUUCGCAUCAUACGAACCACUACGUUUCAGUUAUACAUACCUAUCUGAUAAUCAUACUACUCAGGAUACCAAAAUAUUAGGCAAUAUUAAGUAGUUAAAUUAUGAAUCAACAUUUUAGUCUGUCGAUUAAUGAGUUGAAAACCUCUCUACUCCAGGUUUUGAUCGUUAUCGUUACUUAUUUUAAUGAGUAAAUUAGUCAAUAUUACUUUUCUACAUAGUAAUGGCUCUUCUCCGUUAUAGGUUCGGUGUAAUCUGAUAUUUCUGGGGCUCAAUGAGAUCUAAAGUACUGACAGAGCAGUCGAGUUUGUUGUAAAUUCGUUUGUUAUUAAUAGAAUCCUUUCUGAUUUCCAUUUCCAUCCACUUGAUCACAUUGAGAACAACUGUAAUGAAAUAAAAAACCAUAUCUUCAAGGAAUGAAAUGUAUAAUUACUAGUUUCAUCCGGAUUAUAUCUUGAAACUGUCAGUAUGAAUAAACCGGAGAUAAUCUAAAUCACUGGCUUUAUGUACCAAAAUAUUUCGUUCUAUGCAUACGUUCAAUUACCCUCCCGGUAUUCAACCAUUUUCUUUAAAAUUUAUAUUGUUGUAUCUUUUAUACUUUUGGUAUUUCGAUUUUCUUACAUCUCUUCAUAUUUUAUCAGGGAAUUUAUCAAUCGAUUUAGUAAAACCUGCGCCACCAAUACUUUUUUUCAACUCUGUCUCCAUAUUGUGUGCAGAAAUCGUCUCUAAAGUACUCGCUGCUUUUGAGUUAUGUGCAUUAAUUCCAAAACAUUGAAAUUCCAUAGCAUCAGACGUAUUAAGUUUUUUUUUGAUUUUGAGAAUAUACGUUAGUUCAUUCGAAGAAAUUUAUUUUCAGUUAACAGUAAAUUUAUAUCAGUCAGGAAACUCAACAUCAGUUUUAAUCAUUUUGACUUCCAUGGUUUUAGUUUUAUCAACGAAAACAAACAAUGCUUUUUAUCACUUUAUUUCCAAAUAAUUUUAGUCCUGAUGUACCUGUGGAUAAUCGUUCAAGAUCGAUUAUAGAAAUGAAAGUUGAUAAUACUGGUAGUACAUUAACUCGUCCGUCUCCAAUUCUGCCACAUUUAAUAUUAGGAAGUCAGGAAGAUGCUAAUUCUUCAACUAUUUGUAAACGUUAUGGAAUUACUCAUAUUCUUAAUGUAUCUCUUGAAGGCAGUAUUCCUUCACAUAUUCCCAGUCAAAAUUUUUAUCAAAUUCCUGUGAACGACAAUUAUACUGAUCUCAUGACACCAUACUUCAAAGAUGCUUUUGCAUUUAUUGAGUCUGCUAAAGCAGCCCAUGGACGAGUUUUGAUUCAUUGUUCAGCUGGAAUAUCUCGGUCACCUACUCUAGCAAUUGCCUAUCUUAUGUAUUCAUGUCGAAUGAAAAUGCAUGAAGCAUACGAUGUUGUUAAAUCUGGACGAAACAGCGUUGCUCCUAAUUUUAAUUUUCUUGGACAGUUGUUGGAGUUUGAGCAUCAACUUCAUGAUUCUGGUUGUAGUGAAGCUUCCAUUCCAAUCGAUAGCACUCCGACUUUUGACAGCCCUGCUAGUUCGUCUUCAAUUCUAAGCAUGUCCGCAGAGAUGCAAAGCUCUUCUAUGUUAAAGUCUGGUCUUCAUUCGUCAUCAUUAUCACUAAAUUUAACUCCAUCAUCUCCGAAGGUAUUAUCUAAGAAACGGGAAAGACCAACAUACCUUGGUUUGGAGGCUACUUCAUCUUUUGCAGGAGUUUUAGGAGGAUCUGUUGGAAAAAGUUCGCUACACUGUGGGGGGUCGGUUAGACCAAUUCCUGAGUCUGGAAUAAGCCCAACUGAAGAAAAACGUAGCAGAGUUUCAGCGUUAUUGUCACCUACUCAAUCUUCUAAUCCAUUAUUACCAUCUCCUUGCACUGGUUUGUCUAAGCUAGAGAUAUCUUCACCCUUAGAAGAGUAUCGAUCUUUACUUUCUGUUUCUCGUGCUCCAUCGUCUUUUGUUCCUGGACAUGUGCUUCCGGGUCCUGAAUCUGCCAUACAGAUGCUUAAAUUCAAACCUUUUCUUUCAUCUUAUACAAGUUUACAAACUUUGAAAUUUGAACCAUGCUCAACUGUUAUGCCACCACAUCCCAUCCAAUUAACCACUACACUUUCACCAGCUAGUAUUCUUAGACUUCGUCGUUCAUCAUCGACAGUUGGUACCGCAAGACCAACUUUGCUUGCUCAGCGUCGUCUUUCUUCACAUGCAAGCGCACCACCGACCCCAAGGCCAGUAUCUACCGACGGAAGUCAUCCAGUUUAUCGUAGUAUUUUGCAUGCACAUGGAGCAUUUCGUUUACCAAGUAACUUGCCAUCAACUAGUUCAUCUAGAGUGAGAGAGCUUAGUCCUUCCACCCCAAUAUCUCAAGAACCAAAGCUUGAAUACGAACAGCUGCAGAAGUGUAAUGCGAAUGUUGUUGGGAAUGAAUCAUUUAAAAGCCAGGUUUCUCCCACAGGUUGUUCAAAAUUUCUUUCAUAUUGUCGAAAACCUAGUCUACCUGUUAAUUUAUUGCGCUCACAUAGCAAUGAAAGCUUAAACAGAAGCUACAUAAAAAGUGACAAAUUUCAGGGUUGUCUCAUUUCGUCAUCUAGAUGUUUCAAUACAUCUAAUCUCAGUCGUAGUGCCCCAUCACAACGUGAUAUAGAUCUAGUCUUUUUUGGGGAUCAGGGUUAUUCGAAUAAUUCCUCUCAUCUCUUUUCUCUACGCAGGUCUUUACCUGUUCCCGGUGAGCUUACUUCAUCGUCUCCAAUGGAUUCAAAGAGAUUCGACCCUGGACAGUUGUCAACUAACCUAAAAAUAACCAAUAUUGCUACAACCAUGCGGUUAAUACCAAAAGGUACUAGUGUGGAUACUUCUUGUCGACUUCAACAACAAUCCUUUGUGCAAUCAUCUGGUAGUAGCAGUCCAUCACCAUCGGCUAGCCAUAAUUCACCACAUAACAGUAGUAGUUAUAGUCUAUUCCCAAUUUCUUAAGGAGCAUUUUGUCAACAGUAUUUCCUUCCUUGCUUUUUUCUACGAUCAACAUUUAAAAAACUAGUUUGGUUGGUUCAUUUUCUUUUUUUGCUAAGUAUUUGUAAAUAAACUUAGUGCAUUUACCGACUAGAACUAAAUCUGUUUGUAUAACGACUAAUAUUACUGCGAUUAAUAACAGCCUUGACUUGUUUUGCUAUCCAGGUUUUUUAAAGGCUUAUGCAUAGUGACUGUUUACCACUCUGAUUUUAAGCCUUUUAUUAGGGUGUUAUCGUGCCAAUUUGUCUUGUUUUUUUCAGUGUUCUCUCCCCACUUUGUUUUCCUUCUUUCCUCAAUGCUUCACCUACUUAUUUUGUCCGAAUAAUUGAUUACAUGCAUUUUACAACUUUGUUUAUACCUUAAACAUUCCAUCAUUUUAAGUACUACAAUAGUAUCCUUACUGGCUUAGUUAAAAGUGUUCUGGUUGAACAAGUGUUAUAUAUAUGUACAUGGAAAAAUAAACGCACAAAUAAUUCACUUGUGCCUUACAUAAUAUUUUAAUAGUUUACUUGACUGUAAAUAUCCCUAACAUUUUUUCUUUUAAUGUGUACACAUAGGGAAGAACCAGUUUCUUUUUUUGUUUCUUAAACUUUUUAUUGUACGUCGAACAUUUGUCUUAUACUACCUACCUACUUAUGUACAUGUGUACUACAUAUACUGUAUUUGUUCUAGGGAUUUUUCAAAUUAAAUCAAUUUGUUUUCUAC